Messenger RNA from Spinacia oleracea (spinach), 2294 nucleotides. RefSeq names its product protein ENHANCED DISEASE RESISTANCE 2-like. Gene Ontology annotation, molecular function: lipid binding. Lineage: Eukaryota; Viridiplantae; Streptophyta; Magnoliopsida; Caryophyllales; Amaranthaceae. The record is from RefSeq and is a predicted model, not a curated record. The transcript is spliced from 14 exons. The coding region runs from base 1 to 2190 and encodes 729 amino acids.
AUGGAUGGAUAUGGGAGUAAGUUUUACAAAGUUGCAUGGGAGGUUGUUGGUACUGAAGUAGUGGAUGCUGUUCAAGCCUUUUUUGUGAAUGGCAAACUGUUGGAGAACCUGAAUGCCACCUCUAUCACUUUGAUUCCAAAGACAAAUUGCCCCACCACAGUGAUGGAUUUCAGACCCAUCUCCUGUUGUCAUGUGCUUUACAAAUGUAUUACCAAGCUGUUGUGUUCAAGGUUACAAUUGGUUCUUCCUGAUAUUAUUUCACAAAAUCAAGGUGCCUUUAUUUCAGGGAGGAGUAUUCUUCACAAUGUCCUUAUUUUUCAGGAUUUGGUUAAGCAUUAUGCUAGGAAAUCAGGACCAAAGAGUUGCAUGAUUAAGAUUGACAUCAAGAAGGCUUAUGAUACUGUGGAUUGGAAAUUUGUGGAGGAAAUGCUUAAUGCUCUUAAUUUUCCAGACCAUUUCAGUAAAAUGAUUCUUGUGUGUUUGACCUCUACUAAAUACUCCCUCCUUCUAAAUGGUAGCUCCCAUGGCUACUUUCCUGCUAAGAGAGGUCUCAGACAGGGGGAUCCACUCUCCCCUUUGCCUUUUUCCCUUAAACAAAUAUCCAAGAAGCCGUCGAACUCAGCCCUGCGUCGCCGUCGAACUCAGCCCUGCGUCGCCGUCGAACCCAAGCGUUGCUCAGCCCUGCGUCGCUGUCUUCGCCGGUGUGUGGUGUUCUCGCCUCAUCUCCCCCAUCCCGUUCAAUUCUCGCGCGGCCUGUCACUGAAAGAUAUAUUCUUGGUCGGCCGGGGGUUCAGCAUCUCCCCGUCGCGUCGUGGUUCCGGUGGUUGCUCGGCGUCGUGGUUCCGGUGGUUUCGGCAUAGUGCCCAGGAAGAUGAGGAGAAUGGUUCUAAUUUAUUGAGGAGAACGACAAUUGGGAAUGGACCUCCAGAGGCUAUAUUGGACUGGACCCGUGAAAUUGACUCGGAUCUAUCCCAAAGUGCUAAUACUCAAGUCUUUUCUCGGAAGCAUUGGCGUCUUCUUCAAUGUCAAAAUGGGCUUCGUAUUUUUGAAGAGCUUUCUGAAGUUGAUUACCUUCCGAGGAGUUGCAGCAGAGCAAUGAGGGCUGUAGGAGUUGUUGAUGCUACUUGUGAAGAUAUAUUUGAACUUAUAAUGAGUAUGGAUGGGACAAGAUUUGAAUGGGAUUGCUCUUUCCAGUAUGGUAGUUUAGUUGAGGAGGUGGAUGGACAUACUGCUAUUAUAUAUCACAGACUUCAGCUUGACUGGUUUUCUAUGUUUGUAUGGCCUCGUGACCUCUGCUAUGUACGUUAUUGGCGACGUAAUGAUGAUGGAAGUUAUGUUGUGUUGUUCCGCUCGAGGGUGCAUGAGAACUGUGGUCCUCAGCCAGGAUUUGUGCGAGCCCAUCUUGAAAGCGGUGGGUUCAACAUUUCUCCUCUAAAAUCACGAAAUGGGAGGCCCAGAUCACAAGUGCAGCACCUUAUGCAAGUUGAUCUGAAAGGAUGGGGUGUGGGCUAUGUCUCAUCAUUUCAGCAGCACUGCCUCCUUCAAGUGUUGAACAGUGUUGCUGGGUUGUGUGAAUACUUUUCUCAAACUGAUGAAAGGAUUGCUACCCCCAGAAUUCCAGUUAUGGUCAACAUGACCUCAGCAUCUAUGCCUUCACGAAAGAACCAAAAGUUUCAGGAUCCAUCCAUUCAUCCUUGUUCUCCUGAUCGGAAUAUUGUUCCGAAUAGAAACUCUGUCAUGAUGGAUGAAGACUCUGAUGAAGAUGAGGAUUAUCAAAUACCCGAGGCAGAGCAAGAGGGUUACCGCUCUCCGCCUGAGAAUGAAGUCAAGAUAACCGCUGUUGAAGAACCAACCGAUCAGAUUGAUUCAACUAUGUUCUCGGGAACUUUGCGACGAGACGACAAUGAAAAUGCUCGCAAUUGCUGGAGAAUAUCUGAUGGAAAUAACUUCAAGGUUCGCAGCAAAAAAUUCUGUCGUGACAAGUCAAAGGUUCCAGCAGGGAAACCUUUAAUGGAUCUUGUUGCUGUUGAUUGGUUCAAGAAUUCAAGUCGGAUGGACCAUGUUGCUAGACGUCCAGGCUGUGCAGCACAGGUCUACACUCCGAGGAUUGCGCCUUAUGCGAGGAAUUUGAUGUGGUUCGUGAGCAAUGGGCUAAGUUUUUUACCAACAAGUAUUUAUUAUUGGCUUUAGCGCGCUUGAUCGAGUUGGUUUAGUUGUUAUAGAAUAAAUUUUAUAUUAAAAUGUAUGUUUAUGUUGAAAUUGGAACAUAUAUUUAAAUGUAAUAUGUGCACUUU